AUGAGACAACUAGGAGACUAUCACGACCUCGACGAGGAAAUCAUUCCGGCGGGUAUCCCCUCCGACAACGCCAUCCCAUACCGCAUCCAACAGCACUCUGAGAUUGCCCGAUUGUCUCAGGAUCCGGAAAAGACCCGCCGAACAUCGGAGCACGUGGACAAGAUAAUCGACGAGUACAAAGACUUUGAGGAACCAGAGCUUUCUCGGCCGAGGGAAGGAGGCAUUGAUGUGCCGAUGGCGCGUCUCGGUGGGCUUGAUCUGAACUACAAGAUCUGUCAAAUCGAAGAAGAUCUCUUGGCUCUUCGAGAAACAUCCGGAGAAAUCGACAAUACCAGACGAAGCCCCUGGGAACUAGAAAUGGGUUCCGAAACAAAGCUCUGGAUUACUACGGAGGGAAAUCCUGUCAAUACCAGGCACCAGAAAUCUCCAGGGGCAGACAUCAGUACGGCAGAUAUUUUGUUGGAAUCCGACGAACACUACUGGUGUCACGCCGCCGGCUCGUGGAUGCAUCAAGAAGGAACAUCAAAGGACGACCCUGCUCAGCCCCUGCCUCAGCGCCAUGUCGUUGCGAACAUCGUGCCGCAUUUCUCGAACGUACCUUCUGGAAUCUUAGAGGAUCUUUUCCGUGAGAGAACGGACGAUUUGAGCGGACCAGCGAAUUCACUUCUACUUUCGAAGCAGAUUCAAAGACGGUUCGCUCAUUAUAAGCUCGUCAUCGUCCCUGUUGAUCCAGAGGAAAGGUCAAUCACACGAUGGAAGAUCGACAUCCUCGACAAGAAAAUAGAAAAGGUUUGCCUCGAAGACGUAACCUUCACACCUGGCGGCGAUAGACGACCUUUCAGCGCCAGAGGUCUUCAGGACAGAGAAUUGGUAUUCCUCAACGACAAGCGGCCGGCUGCACGAUUCCUAUAUUUCCAUUUCAUUAUGGCACUUACCCGCUUGAAGGAUACCAAGGCAGAGAGCUGGAAAGACGCCCGGGCAAAGUACUUGUCCCAUAACCCAUCCCCAACCCUUCUUCACUUCCUGCCCUCUUAAGGGGUAACACCCUUCUCUCCCCCCUUCAUCAUGGGCCACCGCUAUUAUCACUGGUACACAUUUCUACUAGAUAAGGUGUAUUCUUCUACGUAGAUGAGAAUGAUUUUGAUACAAAGGGGCAGUACUUGUGAUGUGAGUAGUGAAGGGGGGACUAAUUGAAAUGUAU
Messenger RNA from Colletotrichum acutatum, 1201 nucleotides. RefSeq lists its product as uncharacterized. The record is from RefSeq and is a predicted model, not a curated record. Bases 1 to 1035 code for a protein of 344 amino acids. Lineage: Eukaryota; Fungi; Ascomycota; Sordariomycetes; Glomerellales; Glomerellaceae. The transcript is spliced from 2 exons.